AUGGCUCCAUCACGAAAGGCAUCUGUUCAAAAAGAGGGUCGAGUGACACGCACUCCACCAGAGACUCCUCGCAACGCAAUGCAACCGAGGAACAGGUCGGCAAGCCCACCAAAUCAGCCUACGCCAAUUCGGAUUCGUGAUGAGCCACCGGCGCGAUCAACCCGAUCCUGGGUAUCGGCUCCUCCAGUCUCAAACAUCACUCCAACCGCCAGCCAGAGGAUUCCCAUCGGCUGCCCCAUCAUUGGCUGCCGGGCGUCAACGGUGCAUCAGCACCUUCCACAAAUGCAGUACUAUCAUCCGCAUCCGGGCAGGGCGGUUCACUAUCAUGGCUAUGGGAACUCCAGCCGCGAUGCGUCUUCUCGGCCAAGCCUGGUCGUCAGCCCUGGAAUAGCGAGGCAGGCCCAAAGCACAACCCGGCCUGGACCCGAGGUUGCUAAGGAUGAGGUGGUAGCAGAGCAAAACGGCGAGGAGCAGGGCGCUGGUAUGUCUGAUGUUGAGUUUGCCGAAGAGCAAGCGGCCUCGAGAGAGGUGGAUGAUCUCCAAGACGCAACAACAUUGGACGGUCCUGCCGUUGAGCCUUCGCUCCAAGACCACCAAAGGGCGAUGCAACAAGAAGAGAAUACUUUUCUCGACGGAGACGAACGAGAGAUCUCCCCCAGCGCUAAUGCCUUGCCAAUAUCGCUUUCACCAUCUGUAGGAUUGGACCUGGACGUUGAUCGAGAAUCUGUCCGGGAUGUCGAUGGGGUGCAGCACUUGCUUCCAGAGCAAACCCGAGAUCUGACCCACGAUGAGAGCACGACGAGUCUUCUCCAAGCUCCGAUGACUCCGCCGCCGAGCUCCCCAGUGGCGGCCGACGAAGCCCCUUUCACUCAGGAUUCCAACGGAUCACCAGAACAGCAGGAACAGCGACAAUCAGCGGCGUCGUCAGCACCACGAAUGGGAUUCGGCAACUCCCUGCCUGGUCAAGAGCCCGAGGAAAGCGUCCCUGACCAUCCUACCCCCCACAUCCACACCUACGACGAGCUGGUCCGACCUUUCAUCGACCCGACCCUCCCGCCAGCUCCAGGCAUGGCCGAAAUCACCCGCAUACUCCAGGAAUACCAAAGCCUAACGGACCCCUCCUACCGCCCGGGUGCAGACGAGGAAGACCCAGAUCUACCAUCCCGGAUGAUGCGCUCGCCGGUCACGGAGUACAUACGGCAAUUCGAAGACGGGGCUGAAGAGGAAAUCGACUGGGAGACGCACAUGUGGCAGUGA
Letharia lupina is the source of this 1257-nucleotide messenger RNA. RefSeq lists its product as uncharacterized. NCBI's taxonomy places the organism in Eukaryota, Fungi, Ascomycota, Lecanoromycetes, Lecanorales, Parmeliaceae. The transcript has a single exon. The coding region runs from base 1 to 1257 and encodes 418 amino acids. The record is from RefSeq and is a predicted model, not a curated record.